AUGCAACAUUCAUGUUCACAUACAUGUCAACAUGUUGAUGAAACAAAUGUUGGUCGAUGGAAUUUAUAUACAAAAAUUGAUAAAUAUAAUUUACAAUGUUAUAAUGAAAAACAUGAUAGUUCAGGUUCUUUUUUAAAGGUAGUUGAAAGUGAUGAUGAACAAGAAUUACUUUUCAGUAUACCAUUUAAUGGUGCUCUAAAAAUAACUGGUCUAUGUGUUAUUGGUGAAAAUGAUCCAUCACAUCCAAAUACAGUUAAAUUUAUAUGUGGAUAUAUCUUCUUCUACAUGCAAUAA
Rotaria sp. Silwood1 is the source of this 294-nucleotide messenger RNA. NCBI's taxonomy places the organism in Eukaryota, Metazoa, Rotifera, Eurotatoria, Philodinida, Philodinidae. The record is from the annotation of a GenBank genome assembly.